AUGGAGAAAACAAUUCGAACUGUUCUUGAUCAAGCACAAAAUAGUAACAUUCGACAUGGUGAACAUCUCAAAGCACUUGCUGAUCUUUACUCUAAGUGCAAUCAACAAUCAUUUCAUGACGAAUUUCUCCGUUGUAUUGCUUCAAUAAUAACUUCCCCGUCAAAUUCAACUUUUGUUGGACAUGCACUUCAAUUCAUUUCAUCUUUUCUUACCUUAGAAAUAGGUUCAUCAACAAAUAAUAAUGAUUCUCAAAAUAAUGAUAGUAUGCAAUCGGAUCUUUUUCAUCCAAUUUUACCACGAGUUAUACAAUUUUUUGAUGAAUAUAAAAAUCAUCCGAGUGAUUAUGUUCGUGCAAAUAUAUGUGUUCUUAUUGGACAAACAUUAGAAAAAAUGGCUGAAAAUGCUGAAUUAGAUGGAGAUUUAUUUGAAUUACUUGUUAAUAUUUGUCUCGAUCGAAUGAAUGAUCGAAGUUAUCAAGUACGCGCUCAAGCAGCUAAAGCUAGUGGUCGAUUACAAAAUACAAAAGAUCCUGAUGAUCUUAUUACAAAACGUCUUAUUUGGUUAAUGGAUCAUGAUUCUCAUCCACUUGUUCGAAAAGAAUCGCUUCGAUCAAUAGCUAUAACACGUUCAAAUUUACCACAUUUUUUACGACGUCUUACCGAUACAAAUGCGACAGUUCGUCUAUGUGCAUAUAAUGUAUUUGCACAAAAAGUUCAAACAUUAAAAGUUUUACCAACAAAGGAACGUUGUUCUAUUGUACGUAUGGGUAUGGAUGAUCCUGAAGAACCCGUUGUUCGUGCAUUUGUUGAAUGUGUUGUUCAUACAUGGAUUGAUAAAUUACCAGUACCACCGGGAACUGAUUUAACACGUCAACCAGAUGCACAUAAAACAAUAACUGGUUUUCUUAAAAUGAUCGAUGUAACGAAUAUUGGUGAACAAACAGGAAGAAUAUUAAAAAUGCUUUUUGAUGAUAAUUUAAUGAAGCACUAUGAUCAUUUUAAAGAAACAUUUAUUAACGACAAAAGAUUAAUUGGUGUUGAACAGCUCGAUUGUGAAUCGGCAUUUUUUUGGCAACAUCUUGUCGAAUAUCUCAGUCGAAAUAAUGAAUAUAAUGAAAAACUUGAUGCUAUUCUACCGGAACUUGUCGAUCUUGUCGAUGUACUUUAUGAACUAAUUCAUUCAUAUCAUGAUGAUUCAUCAAUGGCUUCAGUAGUUGCAGAAAUAAAUUUUGUUGUUGAUUGUGUUUUACAUGUUAUGGUUCAUUGUAAAUUUGAUGAUCUUGCUGGAAGAUAUCGUGUUGAAACAUUAUGUCGUGAUAUGUUUUUUAUGGAAGAAAUUGAAGCAACAACAUAUAAAAUGAUAAUGAAUAUUAUGAAAAAAAUUGAACCAAAAUUUGAACAUCGACAACGAAAAACUAUUGAAAUAUUAGCUGAUCUUGAAAAACGUGUAAAUCGACGUACAGAACAUAUUUUAGCAGAUCGAAAGAGUGAACAUGAAGUUAUCGCUUUACGUGAACGUCAAUCAGCUUUACAAGACUCAUUACAUCGAAUUCGUGAUCAUGAUAUAGCAUCACAAAAUAUUGAUGAACGUGUUCGACUUGAAAAAGAUCUUAGUGAAGUUAAAGAUCGUCUUUCACAUUAUGAUCAUACAAUUAUAUCAACUCAAUCACAAUCACAAAUCAGUGCAAUCAGUUCUACUGGUGAUCGUUCAACUACUGGUCGUGAUUUUAUGCUAGUUAAACGUUUAACAAUUCUUUGUGAACUUCUAUCAACAACAAUGCCUAAUAAAAUAUUACCUUCAUCAUUCGUAACUUAUGCACAAGAUUUAGCUGCGUCAAGCCUUGCAUCAUAUGAUUUAGCAGUUCGUCGCUAUGUUAUUCGUACAUUAGGUUUACUUGGAGUCUAUGAUGAACAACUUAUGAAAGAAAAUCUUGAACUUAUGAAUAAAGUAAUAGAAAAUGAUGUAUCGGUAGCAGUUAUUGAAGGUUUGAAUGCAUUAGGCGAUAUGUUUAUUCGGCAUAAUGCGUUAAAUAUGAUAAAAAAUACACAUAAUAGUCGACAAGUGAUACAAGCUAUUGAACAAGGAUUUAAUCUCAUUACUCAAAAGAUUGAUGACCCAAUUGUGAAUAUUCGUCAAACAGCUUUAACUAAUAUGAUUAAAUUAUUCUUUGUUGGUCAAGCAAAUAGUAGUGAAGCAUUUGCUAAAUUAAUUGUUGCUUGGUACGAUGGAUCGACAGAUAUUCGUGUUGGCGGUCUUCUGACAACAUUCUUUCCAGCAUAUGCUGAUAAAUUUUGGCAAACCGAUAAAUAUUUAUUUAAUUCUUUACAACCAUCUAUUGAUGGCCUUUUAAGAAAUGAUUCAACUAAACAAGAACCAACAUUUGUUGCUGAUGCUAUAAAACUUUUUCUUCAAUUACAUCAAAUUCGAGAACGAGCAGUUAUUGAUCAUCUUAUGCAAACUGCACCACAAUCUUCAGGUGAUGCAACAAAUGUUGAUUUACCUGAUCCAACAACUGAUCUUGAUUUAACAAUUCAUGCUCAUUUAAAUAAUUCAAUGGUAUCAGUAAAUAAACAAACACUUGAUAAAGAAACUGUUGAAAAACAAAAACAUGAAGCUCGAUUAAAAUAUCAUUUUUAUGUUGCCCAUACAAUACUUACUCAAUUAAAAUCAUCGACUAACGAUGAUCUUAUUCGUUCAUUAAUAACAACAUUAAAUUUAAUUGAUAUAACGACAGAUGAUUGGACAAUUAUUAAAGGUUUAAGACGUAAAUCAAAGAAAGUCAAUAAAUAUUUAACGGUCAGUAAAAGAAAAUCAAAUUUAAAAUUAUUUAUUAAAAAACUGUCAAGUCGUAUUGAAUUAUUACGUGGUUUCGAUGAUGAUAAUGAUACAACACUCAAUGAAUCGACACUUACUGAUUCAUCUCAAUUGAAUACUACAGUAAUUAGUGCAGUUCCAGCACAUAUUACUAAUGCAGCUUCAACAACACCUGGCUCACCACUCAUGGAUACAGUUUUUCGUGGUCUUGGUAAAAAGAAACGUGUAGUAAAAGACUCACUUCUUUCACAAAAUUCUACUAGUUCAAUUGUUAUACCACCACCCGCUGCCCCUCGUAGUCCACCAUCGCAUCCACUAGUGCAAACAUUUCGUAAUGAAAAAAAUUCAACAAAACUUUCUAUAACUCCUGCUAAAAAUGCUGACAAUGAUACUGAUACUUCAUCAUGUUCAUCACCAUCAUCAGCAUCAGAAAAUGAAGGUGCAACAUCAGAUAUUGAAAAUGAAGAACCUCAACCUCAAUCUAUUUCAUCAGCUAAUAAACGAGCACAUGCAGAUGCUACAUCAACUGAAUCACUUAGUCCACCACGUAAUAGUGUAACAAAUGCAACACGUAUGGUACUUCGAUCAAGUGCACGUAAACCACAAGAUCAACAAUCUCAACAAAUUCCAGUAUCAACACCAUCGUUUCGUCAACAACGUAAACAUCGUCGUAUUGAUCUUGAAAUUACUCCUUUAAAUACUACUAAUAAAAAAAAAUUACCACCAACUCAAUCAUCAACACCUGAUAUAAAUAAAUAA
Molecule: messenger RNA, 3573 nt
Organism: Rotaria sp. Silwood1
Lineage: Eukaryota; Metazoa; Rotifera; Eurotatoria; Philodinida; Philodinidae
Source: the annotation of a GenBank genome assembly